UAAGUAUGCAGUCAGAAGACACUGUUCACGUUGUAGAAUGUAAACAAACGUUUAAUGCCGACUGGCAACAAGGCAAAGGUCUCGGAGCAUGUAUGUUAGAAAUGUAUGACCAAAGUCUUUGGACGGAUGUGACUUUCCACAGCAAAGAUCAACCUGAGGCGGCUACAAUCAAAGCACAUAAGAUAGUUUUAGCUGCCAGAAGUCCAGUGUUCCGGGCGAUGUUCUUUGGCCCAUGUGCUGAUAGAAGAGACGAUGUUGAACUGGAACACGUGACCAGGGAAACAUUCGACUUAUUCCUAAGGUACAUAUACAGCGAAAGCCUGGACCUUUCUGCAGAAACAGCGUUUGAUAUUUUGCGUAUAGCUCACUUCUAUCAAGUUUCAAGUCUUGUACAGUAUUGUGCAGACUUUUUGAUGAAUGUCAUUACAACGGAAAACGCAAUGUGAUGUUCUCAAU
Messenger RNA from Ruditapes philippinarum (Manila clam), 456 nucleotides. RefSeq names its product BTB/POZ domain-containing protein 6-like. The coding region runs from base 6 to 446 and encodes 146 amino acids. The transcript has 2 exons. Lineage: Eukaryota; Metazoa; Mollusca; Bivalvia; Venerida; Veneridae. The record is from RefSeq and is a predicted model, not a curated record. Gene Ontology annotation, molecular function: protein binding.